UAUUGUUUUCUAUAGUGAUGAUACCUUAUUCUGCUAUUCUUUGCUUGCCAUAACCUGUUUCUAAGAAAAAUUAAUCACUUAAUUAGUCUUCAGAUAUAUUUGUAUCUUGUAAGUAGAAAUUUUCUAUCAGUUGAAGAGAUAGAAAAGAAAAAAAAAAAACUUGUGGAAUCUUGGGGAGACUAUGUUUAAAAAACCUGUUCUCAUUUGUCCUUUUUCAUGAACACUGAUAACUUUUGUGGAGCUUUUUGUGAUCCUUAAGCUCCAUGUUUUGAUGUAUCCUAUGAUGUUUAUUUUUUCAAUAUCUUGUAUUUGUUCAUGUAAUAGGUGACUGGAGGUGGAAAGAAGAAGAGCGUAUAAUAUUUUGAAGAGUGUUGCAAUGACUUCCGUUGAAAAUAUGACAUUCAAAUCAUACCAGGACAGGGCUAAUUUGUUUGUGAAGGAAUAUUUACUAGCAGACUCUCUGAUUCCAUAUACUUCUGUUAUCAGUGGCAUGUUAGCUUGCAAGAUGGUCUUCGAUCUUACUCAGUUUCUUGGUUCUAAUUACUUUAAGAUCCAUUCCAACUUCUCCAAAGUCCAACGUAUUGAGUGGAAUAACCGUGCUGUAUCAACUACACAUGCCAUUUUCAUAACAACUAUAUCAUUGUACUUGGUGUUUUGUUCAACUCUAUUUCGGGACAACUCUUCUUCUGAACUUGUUACUGUUCGAAGGUCUACAUUGACAACUUUUGCACUGGGGGUUUCUGUUGGGUACUUCAUUUCUGAUCUAGGGACGAUACUAUGGUUUUUUCCUUCUCUUGGUGGAUAUGAGUAUGUGAUUCAUCAUCUGUUGUCUUUAGUAGCAGUAGCGUACUCAAUGUUGAGUGGGGAAGGACAGCUUUACACGUUCAUGGUCCUCAUCUCUGAGACAACUACUCCAGGGAUCAAUUUGAGAUGGUAUCUUGAUGUAGCUGGAAUGAAAAAAUCUAAAGCUUAUCUCAUCAAUGGGGUUGUAAUAUUCAUUUCUUGGCUGGUUGCUAGAAUACUUCUGUUCAUAUACAUGUUUUACCACGUGUACUUGCACUUUGAUCAGGUUGAGCAGAUGCACCCUUUUGGGCAGAUACUAGUUGUUGUUGUGCCAGUGGUGCUAUCUGUUAUGAACUUGGUUUGGUUUGCAAAGAUUAUCAAAGGGUUGAGGAAGACAUUGGCAAAGAGACAGUAAAAUAAUCUUGUUAGAGAAAAUUUUUGAAGAAAAUGUAUAGGUUAACACUACCCAUGUUGAUAUCAACCUCACAUUGCUUCCCAUGUGGAUCUGAACUAAUUGUAUAAACUUUUCUGUUUUUUAAUAUUUA
Molecule: messenger RNA, 1328 nt
Organism: Vigna unguiculata (cowpea)
Lineage: Eukaryota; Viridiplantae; Streptophyta; Magnoliopsida; Fabales; Fabaceae
Biological process (GO): lipid homeostasis
Cellular component (GO): membrane; endoplasmic reticulum
Source: RefSeq, a predicted model, not a curated record